Daphnia pulex (common water flea) is the source of this 5616-nucleotide messenger RNA. RefSeq names its product peroxidasin-like. Gene Ontology annotation, molecular function: heme binding; peroxidase activity; protein binding. The transcript is spliced from 23 exons. Bases 397 to 4980 code for a protein of 1527 amino acids. The record is from RefSeq and is a predicted model, not a curated record. NCBI's taxonomy places the organism in Eukaryota, Metazoa, Arthropoda, Branchiopoda, Diplostraca, Daphniidae. Gene Ontology annotation, biological process: response to oxidative stress.
GCCGAACAAACCCAUCCAUAGAGUUAUAGUUGAGGGGUGAACAAAACUUUUAGGUAAAAGUUGCUUUCCUUCUUAGCUGUCCCUUUGGGCCAUCAUUGGGGUUCAGCAAUUCGAAAAAACGAUUCGGUGGUGUGUUGCCUUACCUUAUAGACAACCAGCAGCGCCAUUUGACUAAAGGUUCGUGUGUUGGGGAAGGAGGAGGACCCUUCACUUUCUUCAGUCUGCCUCCGACCGCCGGGCUGUUGGGACGCGUCUAAAAUAUUUCGGUCGAACAAACAAGUUGAUGGUCUGGUCUCCGGUUAUUAGUCGUCGUUUUAAUUAUGGUGUGUUGAACAAAUUUCGUGAUUGUGUGAACAUUUCUCCCGACCGAACUGACCGUUCAAUUGACAAAACAAAAUGUGCGCUAAUAAGGCGAAGGUGUUGUUAGGUACCAUGAUGGUCUUCGUGAUGAUGGCCAUGGGUUUGAUCGUUCCUGUGAGCGCCGAAAUUCGAUGCCCGUCCAGGUGUCUCUGCUUCCGUUCGACCGUCCGCUGCAUGUUCCUCGAACUGGAUCAAGUCCCGGCCGUCCCGCCCAACACCACCAUCCUGGAUUUACGUUUCAACCGAAUCAGGGACAUCGGACCCGACACGUUCCGUGACAUGAAGCAACUAAACACGCUGCUGUUGAACAAUAAUCACAUCAAUCAACUGCAGAAGGGCGUCUUCAACGGCCUCAAAGAGCUCAGAUACCUGUACCUCUACAAGAACCGCAUCAAGGAGAUCGACAAGCAUACAUUUCACGAUUUGCCAAAGUUGGAACAGCUGUAUCUCCAUUUCAAUCAGAUCGACCACCUCGACCCGGAGACCUUCUCAAACGUCCCGUCUCUGGAACGACUAUUUCUGCAUAACAACAAACUACAGCGCAUACCCAGCGGUGCCUUCCACAACAUGGAGUCGCUCAAGAGACUGCGAUUGGAUAGCAACGCGCUCAUUUGUGACUGCCAGAUUUUGUGGCUGGCCAAAAUGCUCAACGAGAAACAAGGGACGACCCUGGCUGCGGCCAUCUGUCAGUCGCCCGAUCAGCUCGUCGGCCGGUCCGUGACUUCCCUCAUCGAGGAAUUCAAUUGCAAAAAGCCAGUCCUUACCGAGGAGCCCACCGACGUGGAAAUCACCUUCGGCGGGACCGUCUAUUUCACCUGCAAAGCGGAAGGUGAUCCCGAGCCGGAAAUCUCGUGGCUCUACAACAAUAAUGAAAUCAGUCCCGAUCAGGAUCCCAAAUACCAAGUCCUUCAAGACGGGACUCUAAUGAUCGAAAAUGCCACAGACAGCGAUAUGGGCUCUUACGAGUGCAUGGCCAAGAGUCCGGCCGGCGAAGUCAAAUCCCGUUCCGUCCACAUGAAACCCAUCACGGCCGCCAGUACCAGCAGCUCUAGCGUCCACAAUCCCGCUAAAGUGAAACCCAAAUUUGUCGUGACACCUGAAGAUGUCGACGUGCAGGACGGCUCGUCGGCCCGGCUGGAUUGCGAAGUCACCGGUCUUCCCAGACCGGUUAUCACCUGGACGUUCAACGACGGGCCGGUUGAUCGCCAAAGAACAGAAUUGCUGGCCAGCGGUGGACUGGUCAUCAGGCAGGUGAGGCAACGUGACGCUGGAACGUAUCGAUGCACCGGCGGCAACUCCCUCGGCAAGAUAUCAGCACCUGCCCAGUUAAGGGUCCUCAGUGGACCGGUGUUUAGUGACUGGCCACGUGACCAGACGACCUUCGAGGAGGCAACAGUCGAGAUGGGAUGCUCGGCCGACGGUUAUCCAGCGCCAGGACUCGUUUGGACUAAAGACGGAGCGCCUUUGGUGCCGGACGCCAGGACGGCCAUCGGAUUGACUCGCAUCCGCAUCGAGCGGGUCCAGCUGAGCGACCAGGGACGAUACCGGUGCACAGUUUCCAAUCAAGUGGCCACGCUGGAAGCGGAAGCUCUGUUGACAGUCACUCCAUCCGCCAGACCCACUCCUAGUCCGUCCAGAUCCGGUGGUUCUUCGCAGUCCAGCCAGUCGGGCAGUCGUCGAGCUCCGUUCUUCGUCCGAGUGCCCGACUCUGUCGAAGUUCUUUCCGGCAACUCUGUGGAGAUGAUCUGCCUGGCGGAUGGCAAUCCGGCGCCGACCAUCGUCUGGCGCAAGGACGGCCAGAACAUGCGCCAAUCACCUCACGUCACUCCGAUGGGCAACGGCAGUCUCAUCUUCCGUCACGUCGAGCUCAGCGACGAAGGCACUUACGAGUGCACGGCCUUGAACGAGAUGGGCGUGGUCGUGGCCCGCGCCCGGAUGAGGGUCAGAGAACGUCGUCAUGUGAGUAAUCGAUUGGUCCUGUCGGCCGUCGAAGAGGCUCGCCGGGCUGUCGAUAGGGCCGUCAAUGAAACGAUCGCCGCUUUGUUCAAUCGCGACCGCUCAUCUCGGCUGACUCACAGCGAGCUCAUCCGUCUCAAUCGAUUCCCCACGGCGACGGCCCGUGAAAUAGCCCGGGCCGCUGAAGUCUACGAGCGAGCCCUGGCCGUUGUCCGCCGCCACAUUGAAAGCGGACACCAAUUCAACGUCACUCGGGAAUUCUCCUAUGAGGAUGCGCUGAGUCCGCAGCAGCUGGAACUCAUAGCCAACGCUUCCGGCUGUCUGACUCACCGCCGGAAGCCGGAUUGCAACGACAUGUGCUUCCAUUCCAAGUACCGAACGUUUGACGGCACUUGCAACAAUUUCCAGCAGCCGCUCUGGGGCUCUUCCUACUCCGGAUUCCGGCGGAUCCUCAAACCCAUCUACGAAAACGGGUUCAACCUGCCCGUCGGCUGGAGCCGCAACACCAACUACCACGGAUUCACCAAGCCCAGCGCCCGAUUAGUUUCGACCCGGGUCAUCACGACGACCCAAACGACUUCGGACGAGGUUUUCACCCACAUGCUGAUGCAGUGGGGUCAAUUUCUGGAUCACGAUCUCGAUUUGGCCGUGCCCGGAAUGUCCGCCGAAAGCUUUGGCGAAUUCGUCGACUGCCGAUCGUCUUGCGACUAUUCGGCCCCGUGUUUCCCCAUCGAAGUGCCGCCCAACGACCCGAGGAUCCGCCAUCACCGCUGCAUGGAAUUCGUCCGCAACAGCGCCGUCUGCGGCUCAGGCGCCACUUCGGUUCUUUUGAACAACAUGCUGCCCAGGGAGCAGAUCAAUCAACUGACAUCUUACAUCGAUGCAUCUCAAGUCUACGGGUCCACCGACAGGGAGGCCCGUGAAUUGAGAGAACUGCACGGGAACAGCGGCCAUCUGAGACGGGGCUUAUUGACCGAAACGGGUGGGCCCUUGUUGCCUUUCGCCACGCCCAACACUCCGGUCGAUUGCAAACGCGACAGGGAAGAAAGUGAAAUCGGGUGUUUCCUGGCCGGAGACGUUCGUGCUAAUGAACAGACUGGGUUGCUGGUCAUGCACACGUUAUGGUUCCGGGAGCACAACCGGGUCGUCGACGAAUUGCGGGUCAUCAAUCCGCACUGGGAUGGAGACAUGCUCUACCACGAAGGCCGGAAAAUUCUCGGGGCCGUCAUGCAGCACAUCACGUACGAGCAUUGGCUGCCGCUCAUCAUCGGCCGUGAAGGGAUGGCCCUGAUGGGCCACUACAAGGGAUACAAUCCGCAAACGGACGCCAGCAUUUCCAACGUCUUUGCAACGGCCGCACUCCGCAUGGGUCACGGUCUCAUCCAGCCGGUGCUUCAGCGGCUCAACGCCAGUUUCUUGCCCAUCCCUCAGGGCCACUUGCUACUCCAGGACGCUUUUUUCGCUCCCUGGAGACUGGUGGAACAAGGCGGAGUCGAUCCUAUCCUUCGAGGUCUUUUCGCCGGGCCAGCCAAAGUUCGAUUGUCUGAUCAAUUACUCAAUUCCAAUUUGACGGAGAGCCUCUUCCGUCCUGCCCAUCUGGUGGCUCAAGAUCUGGCGGCUCUCAACAUCCAAAGAGGUCGAGACCACGCCCUGCCCGGCUACAACGACUGGCGUCGCCACUGCAAACUGUCUGUUGCCGAAACGUUUGACGAUCUUCAGGCCGACAUCGGCAGUCAAGUGUUGAGGGAAAAACUCCAACAACUCUACGGCCAUCCGAGUAACGUGGAUAUUUGGGUGGGAGGAAUGGCAGAGAAUCCGAUCAAUGGCGCUAAAGUUGGCCCAACUUUCCAGUGUUUGCUGGCCGAACAAUUCCGUCGCCUGAGGGACGGCGACAGAUUUUGGUACGAAAAUCCUGGCGUUUUCAAACCGGAACAGCUGACUCAGAUCAAACAAUCCUCGCUGGGUCGAGUCAUUUGCGACAGCAGCGACGACAUACUCGAAGUGACGAAGAACGUCUUCAAGAUGCCCAAUCUUCAGUCGCCAAAUUUCGUCGCAUGCAGUCACAUUCCUAAAGUCGAUUUGAGGUUCUGGGCCGAGUGUUGCCAUGAAUGCAGUAGUGCUGGGCAAUUCAACUCUAUUACGCGCCGGACGAAGCGCUCUCUCGAUCACUCGUACCCGGAAGAUAAACCUUCGUACGGAGAAGCUUCCAUCCUGUCGCUGACGUCAUCGACUUCCGAUACUUUUUACAACAAUUCCAUCCCGGGCGAUGAGGAGCCCGUUUCGUCCCGCAGACGAGUGGAACCCCAAGUCUUCCACUCUGAGCAAACGGAACAGCAGGACGAACGGAUCGAAGGACUCGAAGCCAUGAUGGCCAAAAUGCAACGAGCUCUUAAAAAAAUGGCCAGGAAGCUGAAGCAUGUGGAGAAUUUGUGCCUUGACAAGCCUGCGGCAAGCAGGAGGAAACACGGGUCGAAGAAUUCUCAAACGAAUUGCCAGGACAGCGAUGGCAUCUCGUGGAAAACUGGAGAAUCGUGGGAGAAAGACAAGUGCACCGAGUGCAGCUGCCAGGGGGGAUUCAUUCGUUGCACGACCUUGCAAUGCCCAGUCUGCGAGAACCCCCGCCAAGUUGAAGGCGAAUGUUGCCCGCUGUGUGACGUUGAGUGAUGAUGGGUUGAUGUGAUGACCGGAAGGCUCCCCCGGAAGAUGUGAACCACCUUUGAAUUGCGUGGCGUAAUAUGGUCAGUUGUUUUAUUUUGUAUACAUUAAAAGAAAAAACGAGAAAUGUGAGCGACUUUCCAGUGAUUUUCUACUCAUCAAACGAACCAAACAACGGUCGCAAAAAAACGAAAAAGUUCAACAAUUCCAAAAGUUGAUGCGAUGAAAUGAAUUUUUUCAAUCGCAACAGUUGAAAGAGUUAUUUUGUCUUUUCUAGUUUUUUUUUCAGCAGCUAAAUGUUUUCAAAUGCCAAUCCUGUUUUUUUGAAAUUUUCAAAUUUCUCCCUUCAUCUUUAUAUAAAUAUAGCUGGGGCUGUUGUUUUAAUGUUUUUUUUGUGUGUGUGUGUGUAUUUCAAAUGUUAUUGCGUUAUUCAUUUCAUCGCUUCUUGCCACUCCUCCAGUAGUGUAUAGCAGAUUGGGCGCUUCACACUCGUGUUAUUUCUUUGUUUGAUGUUGUUGAGAAACCACACACUCGAUUGCGAGAAUUCCGACGUCGCCUUAAUGGUGUUGACAUGAUUUGUGUUUGGCGUGGAGUGAAUGAAUGAUGUUUGGUUUCAAAGGAUCAAUAAACAUUUGGCUCAUUUCA